Messenger RNA from Lentinula edodes (shiitake mushroom), 399 nucleotides. RefSeq lists its product as uncharacterized. The annotation marks the transcript as partial. The record is from RefSeq and is a predicted model, not a curated record. NCBI's taxonomy places the organism in Eukaryota, Fungi, Basidiomycota, Agaricomycetes, Agaricales, Omphalotaceae. The transcript is spliced from 2 exons.
AUAAUAAUCCUGGACGACAUAACAACCCUCCACUGGACCGGCCUCGCCUCGCCUCUAGAACUGGGGAGGUUUUGUCGAGCGUUACGGGGGUUGUGUGUGAGGAAUGAUGCUGUGUUGGUGAUUAGGCAUCAUGUUCUCUCUCCCACCAGUGGAGACUUGUUAUUCCGAUCCCUACACGCACUCUGCACGUAUCACAUGGAUAUCCAACCCCUAAGCAGUGGACGGAGCGGGGUUGUUAGUGGUCAGAUCGCACUCCACCAAGGCCCCAACUUCAUCCACCAAGGCCCAGCCACCACGUCGACGAAGACGUCUAUAGUAAAAACACGUCCCCGAUCCAGGGCGUUACAAUAUAAACUAACCGAUACAUCUGCUGUGUAUUUCGAACGCGGAGCUAUGGGU